AUGAAUUACUCUAUUAUACAUAACGAUCUUAUACCUAAGGAAAUACAUGAAAGAUGGAAAUUUUUUUUAAUAAAUCAUCCAAAUUUUAUACAACGUUAUCCUGGUAUAUUAAAUGAGUACGGCAGCUUUCAAGAAGUAUCGUUUUCUCCACAAGAGAGACAUGUCGCAAUUAGAAAGUAUAUUAAUAGAGAUUAUAGCUCAGCUUAUAAAAAUUUUAAAAAAAAUAGAGAUUAUUAUUGGUUAGGACGUUUAUAUCAACUAGGGCACGGGGUUAGUCAAAAUCAAGAAGUAGCAUUUAUAUUUUAUAUGUUAUCUACGUAUAUUCAAUCAAAUCAAAAAGGUAUUACGAGUUAUGUUAAAUGUCUUAUUGAAAAGAUAGGAGACGAUCCAGAAGUAUCUAGAAAACCAGAGGAAAUGAGUGAGUCAGAGAAAGCAUCAUAUCGAAGGGCUCUAAAAUGCUUACAUUUGGCUAUUGCGGGAUUCAAUGAUAGCGAAGAGGAAUGUUUAUAUGGAAGAGUUUAUUUACACGGAAUGCUUAAUGUCGAUAAAUCAUUAGACGAUGCUCAAUAUCAUUUAAUCUCGGCGGCUAAUAAGGGUAAUGAAGAGGCGAUAGGUAUAUUAAUCGAUUAUGGAUGGUUAGAUAAAAAUCCCAAAGGGAAAUAUUUAAAUAGCUUUCCUCCUGUAACGAGUAUUAUUCGUAAGGUGAAAAAUAAAAAAAAAAUAGAGGGUUUAGUUAAAUAA
Messenger RNA from Scutellospora calospora, 741 nucleotides. Lineage: Eukaryota; Fungi; Glomeromycota; Glomeromycetes; Diversisporales; Gigasporaceae. The record is from the annotation of a GenBank genome assembly.